AGAUUCAUGGCACAAAUUAAGUUUCCUUGUCACAUGUCACUUGCGUCUCUGGUUAUAGUUAUUUUGUUUACAACUACUUCUCCAAUAUUUGCUACAAAGGAUUGCUAUUUUCCCGCCAUCUUCAACUUUGGUGCUUCAAACUCGGAUACGGGUGGGCUGGCGUCCGCCUUUGAAGCGCCGGGGUUCCCAUAUGGAGAGACUUAUUUUAAUAGAUCAACAGGAAGAUACUCUGAUGGGCGAAUCAUUCUUGAUUUCAUAGCACAGAAUUUCGGACUUCCAUAUCUCAGUCCAUAUCUUAAUUCUUUGGGGUCCAACUUCUCACAUGGUGCAAACUUUGCAACAGUAGCAUCAACAAUCAGAAUGCCUACUAGUAUUCUACCUCAAGGAAAAUUCAGUCCAUUUUUCUUGACAGUUCAAUCUAUUCAGUUCAAAGAUUUUAUACCCAAAACAAAACUCAUUAGAGAUCAAGGAGGUGUAUUUUCAACAUUGGUUCCUAAAGAAGAUUAUUUUUCAAAAGCCUUGUACACAUUUGAUAUCGGUCAAAAUGAUCUUACUGCUGGUUUUUUUGGUAAUACAAGUAUACCACAAGUCAAUGCUACUAUACCUGAUAUAGUAGGCAAAUUCAUAGAGAAUAUCAAAAACAUAUACAACUUAGGAGCUAGGUCAUUUUGGAUACACAACACAGGACCAAUCGGAUGUCUUCCUUUAAUUUUAGCUUCCUUUCCAUCCUCUAUAAAGGAUGGAUAUGGAUGCGCAUUGAAAUACAAUGAAGUAUGUCAAUAUUUCAAUUUAAAGUUGAAGGAAGCUUUAACUCAACUUCGCAAUGAUCUUCCUCUUGCUGCAAUCACAUACGUAGAUGUUUACUCUCCUAAGUACUCUCUUUUUCAAAAUCCAAAAAAAUACGGAUUUGAGCUUCCACUUAUGGCAUGUUGCGGUAAUGGAGGAAAGUACAACUUUAAUAGUCGUGGUAGAUGUGGAGAAGUCAUAACUGGUACAAAAAAAGUUCCAGGUUCAUGUUUAAACCCAUCUAGUAGAAUCAUAUGGGACGGUGUCCAUUACACAGAGGCAGCUAACAAAAUUGUCUUUGAUCAAAUCUCUACCGGAGCUUUUACAGAUCCUCCCAUUCCCCUUAAUAUGACAUGUCACAAAAAUUCCACGUGA
Molecule: messenger RNA, 1161 nt
Organism: Lathyrus oleraceus (garden pea)
Lineage: Eukaryota; Viridiplantae; Streptophyta; Magnoliopsida; Fabales; Fabaceae
Product: esterase
Exons: 5
Coding region: 7-1161 (384 amino acids)
Molecular function (GO): hydrolase activity, acting on ester bonds
Source: RefSeq, a predicted model, not a curated record